Molecule: messenger RNA, 177 nt
Organism: Dentiscutata erythropus
Lineage: Eukaryota; Fungi; Glomeromycota; Glomeromycetes; Diversisporales; Gigasporaceae
Source: the annotation of a GenBank genome assembly
AUGAAAAAACUACGUGACAACAAUGAAGAAAGAACAACUUUAAUGACAAAAAAGAAUAACUCCAAUGAUGAAACACCAGAAUGGACAACUUCAACGAUGGCUCUAACAAAAAAAAAGAAACUAAAAGAAAAUAUUAAUACUCUAACAAAAAAAAUUCAAAUGAAAAAAAAAACUUGA